This is a messenger RNA of Suncus etruscus (white-toothed pygmy shrew), 1599 nucleotides long. RefSeq names its product heparan sulfate 2-O-sulfotransferase 1 (gene HS2ST1). The coding region runs from base 324 to 1397 and encodes 357 amino acids. Gene Ontology annotation, molecular function: heparan sulfate 2-sulfotransferase activity. Gene Ontology annotation, cellular component: membrane. Lineage: Eukaryota; Metazoa; Chordata; Mammalia; Eulipotyphla; Soricidae. The record is from RefSeq and is a predicted model, not a curated record. The transcript has 7 exons.
CGCAAGGGGGUCGGGCACGGAGGCUCUAGGAACCGGGGAGCAGCGAUCGGAGCCGGGCGGCGUGACGUGACGGCUCCCCGCUGCUGCUUUAGCUCGUGCGGGCUUCCGAGGAGAGAGGGCGACGGCUGAGGGGGUCGUCGGAGCAGCGGGCGCCGGCCGAGGGCGCGCCAAAGGGGGGUCGCUGGCUGCGGCGAUUUCUCUGCCCGUCGCGCUCUCUUGGCCUCUCCCUCUCCAUCGGCGGGCUUUGGGGGGCUCUCGGCGUCGGGGUCCCGAUCCCCGCCCCCCCGCGGUAUGUCUUGAUCCCCCUGAUCGCGGCGGGGUUCAUGGGUCUCCUCCGGAGCAUGAUGCCGCCCAAGUCGCAGCAGCUGGCGGUGGUGGUCUUCGUGAUGGCGAUGCUCUUCUUGGAGAACCAGAUCCAGAAGCUGGAGGAGUCCCGCGCCAAGCUAGAAAGAGCUAUUGCAAGACAUGAAGUUCGAGAAAUUGAGCAGCGACAUACGAUGGAUGGCCCUCGGCAAGAUACAGCUUCUGAUGAGGAUGAGGACAUGGUGAUCAUUUAUAACAGAGUCCCCAAAACUGCAAGCACCUCUUUUACCAAUAUUGCCUAUGACCUGUGUGCAAAGAAUAAAUACCAUGUUCUUCACAUCAAUACUACCAAAAAUAACCCAGUGAUGUCACUACAAGAUCAGGUGCGCUUUGUAAAGAAUAUAACUUCCUGGAAAGAGAUGAAACCGGGCUUUUAUCAUGGACAUAUUUCUUAUUUGGAUUUUGCAAAGUUUGGUGUGAAGAAGAAACCAAUUUACAUUAAUGUCAUAAGGGAUCCUAUUGAGAGGCUUGUUUCUUACUAUUACUUUCUGAGAUUUGGAGAUGAUUAUAGACCGGGGUUAAGGAGACGAAAACAAGGAGACAAAAAGACCUUUGAUGAAUGCGUAGCUGAAGGCGGUUCAGACUGUGCUCCAGAGAAACUAUGGCUUCAAAUCCCCUUCUUCUGUGGCCACAGCUCAGAAUGCUGGAAUGUGGGAAGCAGGUGGGCUAUGGAUCAAGCCAAGUAUAACCUAAUUAAUGAAUACUUUCUGGUGGGAGUUACUGAAGAGCUUGAAGAUUUUAUCAUGUUAUUGGAAGCAGCUUUGCCCCGGUUCUUCAGAGGUGCUACAGAACUCUAUCGUACAGUAGGAAAGAAAUCUCAUCUUAGGAAAACAACAGAGAAGAAACUCCCCACUAAACAAACCAUUGCAAAACUACAGCAGUCUGACAUUUGGAAAAUGGAGAAUGAGUUCUAUGAAUUUGCAUUAGAACAGUUUCAGUUCAUCAGAGCCCAUGCUGUACGAGAAAAAGAUGGAGACCUCUACAUCCUUGCACAAAACUUUUUCUAUGAAAAGAUUUACCCUAAAUCGAACUGAAUACCAAGGUGUGACUAUUAGAUUCCUGAACUAAAACUUUGACUCUUCAUUUUAUUUCUCAGCUCCACAACCUGGAUUGCUGGUAGUUGUAUAAGACAAUUUAUAUUGAGCCAGUCUAGGAAAAAGACCGUAAUGGCUGAUCUGUUGGUGGUCUAGAAAGUUUUUUAAAUCUCAGCCUUUUUUCUCUUUGGUUAAAUUUUGG